Messenger RNA from Ruditapes philippinarum (Manila clam), 4624 nucleotides. Its product is annotated as E3 ubiquitin-protein ligase RNF170-like. The record is from RefSeq and is a predicted model, not a curated record. The transcript has 6 exons. Bases 176 to 991 code for a protein of 271 amino acids. Gene Ontology annotation, molecular function: metal ion binding; ubiquitin protein ligase activity. Lineage: Eukaryota; Metazoa; Mollusca; Bivalvia; Venerida; Veneridae.
AGAAGUAAUACUUUAGUCUCAAUUAUCAAACGCUCAGAAAUUACAAGCGUUUCAGGGACAAGUGAUGCGUCAAAAUAAAGAAGUUUUUUUUUUUCAGUUAAAGUAAUUCAUUGAAGCAUUGACAGUACUUUAUAGGAAACAAUUUUAUCAACUAACGUUUACCUGCAUUGGGAAGAUGGGUAGAAAUAUGUGGAUAGAGGGUAUAGGAGAUGACGUGUUGUAUGCUAUUGGGGCCUUCUUUGGAAUGUUUAUACCAAUUGUCAUAACAGUUUAUCAAAGGUCAAAUUCUGUUCAAAGAAUCCACCCUGAAAGUGAGGAAAAUGUUCGGGAAACAAGAGAAGAAGUUGAACAACAGCGAGCACAACAAGAUCGUGAGACUCAAACACAGCAGCAGACAGCCGGAGACCAACAAGAGAGAAAUAGGCCAAUGAGAGAAAAUCAUGGACAACACCAAUGUCCGAUAUGUCUAGGAACAGCUGAAUAUGCGGUGCAGACAAAUUGUGGACACAUAUUUUGUGGUUUAUGUUUGAUAACAUACUGGCAUCAUGGCAGAUGGUUGGGACCAGUGGUAUGUCCUGUAUGCAGACAAACAGUAACAUUGAUGUUGGUAAAUUUUACCCAGGAUGAACAUAAUAGUGCCUCUCCUGAGAAAAGAAAUAUUGUAGAUUCUAUCUAUCAGUAUAAUAGAAGAUUUUCUGGAGAACCAAGACAGUGGAUGGACUAUAUACGAGAUCUGCCUACACUUUUACGACAUGCCAUCAGCGAAUUUUUCACUGUAGGAGGCCUUGUUUUCAUGUUUAGAAUCCGCAUAUUUGUUAUUUUCAUCCUGGCAUUCCUCUACUUUAUCUCCCCAUUAGACAUUAUACCAGAAGCUCUGUUUGGAAUAUUUGGAUUUUUGGAUGAUUUCUUUAUAUUGUUACUACUCGCAAUUUAUGUCAGUUUGAUAUAUAGAAGUGUAGUUCAACAACGAGCAACAGCUGGAGCGAGAUAAAAGUUCCUGUACUAUUUCUUAUUUUCAAAGUGACCAUAUCUGUUUUAUCAUACACUCAACAUAUGACACUUAAUCAAAGUGCUACACAUAACACUUUAUCGAAGUGCUACAUAUGACACUUAAUCAAAGUGCUCAGUGCUGAGCUAUUGUGAUAGCAUAAUAUCUGUUUAUUGCCAGUUGUGUGUUUAUGUCCACAAUUUCGUUAAACAAUAUCUCCACCUAAACCAUUUGGUAGCUUUUUACUAAUCUUUACAGGAAUGAUCUUUUGGUGGCCCUCUAAAAAAGUUGAAUAAAUGGUUCAAGUCUGAUGCACAAGUAGGUCACAGGAGCUUUAAACAAAAAGACAUUAAAAAUAAAAUCUUUGAAAAAUUAUCAGUAACAUUAGUGUUGAAGGUUUAAAUAUUUAGCAUGUAGCAUCACAUUGUGGUCCUCUACAAAAGUUUUAUGAAUCAUGCCUAUUUGAGUCAAAAUUGGCGCCACCCUGGGGUUAUUUGGUUUAUUUAAACUUAUAUAGGAAAUGCAUAAAAGUCUUAUUGUAUGAAACUUCAAUGCUCAGAGUAUUGCCUAGUGGACGUCUAAAAAGUUAUUUUAUUCAUACCACUGUUAUCAAAUUUAAAACACUUGAAUUACCUACUGUAGCAUUGAAGAGUUGUGAGAUUUUCCAGCAUUGGAUCUCGGGUGAGCAAUCUAGGGCAAUCAUGACCCUCUUGUUUGAAUGAUCAUAUUGGCAAAAGCUGCCUGGUCUGUAAACACAGAUUUGAUCUAUGCUAAUGUUCUAUGCCUGCAAUAAUAGCUGCUAGCACUCAGGGGAUAUGUAAAAGAUGACUACAAUACACUUUUAUAUUAUAUAUUAUUUGCUUAAUGUUCAGACACAAUGAUUACUCUGUCUACAUAAUUUUUUUAAAUUUUGAUUUUUUAUUCUUAGGAACCAAAAAUUUAUAUUUUAUGCAAUAUUUAUUCUUACUUUAAUUGCUUCAAAACUACUUGUUAAAGACUUUUUGUGAUAUUUCAUGCAUUUGGCUUGUUUGUCAGGUUAAUUUAUGAUGCUAUGAUUAUAUGUCAUAAAUAUAUCAUAUAUUUAUUUAUUAUGAGAUGAAUGUCAUGUUAAAGAAAAAAUGGCAGGGCAAAAUGUUCAAGCUGUCAGGUAAUAGACUAUUACAACAUCUAUAUUUUAUACAUAGGAAAUGGGUGUUUGGUUGUAAUGUUGUAAUUGAUUAUUAUAGCAACUCCACUGAGAUUAAAAAAAAUUAAAAACAUGAAGUUUAAGAAUCUUUCAUUGAUAAAAUGUAAAAGGGAAAAUAUGGAAAAAAGCCUUGAAGAAGUAUAUUUCAAAGAAAUUUUUUAUUGAAAUUAAAAUUUAUUGCAAAUUCUGAGCUCAAUUAAGUAAAAAACGCUUUUCAUUUAUGGGUCAUUUUGCUUAAUAAAUUGUCUUAAACGUUGCUCACUGGUAAUUGGCAUAGACCUAUAUUAGUUGGUGUGAAAAUCUAGAAAAAAUAUUUCCAGUCCCAUCAUAACAAAAUAGUAUUAUUUUGGAGAAUUGAUCCCAUUUUCUCAAUCUCUCAUUCCCAUAGUGAUGAAUUUCAUUUCAUAUAUAGAUUCUAUAAUUACUUCUCAGUUCUAUACUUGUCCUUUGUUAAAUAUAUGACAAUAGAAAUACAAAUGUAUAUAUAUUUAUAUUAUAUUUUUAUCAACUGUUUUGCUCAUAUAGUUUCAAAGCUAGAAUACCAUUUGUUACAGUGUGCAUUUAUAGUUCACUUUUUUAUUUUUGAAUAGCUUCAAAGCGAAGUAUGUACAGAGAAAGCACAUAUCUAAGAUUGUUAUAUGAAACUUGUAACAAGACAAAGACAUAUAUAUUUUAUAGAUUACUGUAAAUUUACUCGAUUUUGUGGGCAUGAAAUUUCGUGGUUUAGUCACAAAGGACAUUUUUAUGGGUUCUUAAAUUCAUGGAUUGUCUAUUUCUGCAAAAAUGUGAAAUGCAAAUAGUGUACUGCAAAAUAUUGUUAAGCAGACAUUAUGAAAUUUGUUUUGAUCUGAAUUUUAUUGAUUGACCUGUACACAAAACCCACGAAAAUAACUGCCACACAAAAAUAAUAAUGAUUUUGCAGUAAUUGUUUUUGAUUGAUGAGUGUCUUUAUUAUGUUUUGACUGCAAUAAGUUAUGGGAAAAGGUUCUUUUUAAUUAUUCCAUUUUGUUAAACAAAAUUUUGUUCAAAGUUUAAUUGUUUAAAAAUUUGCUUUGUUUGAUUAAUUGGUAGUGUAUGCUUGUACUUGCAUUAUUUCUACAAAAUAAUACAUCUACAGUAAAAGCUAACAUAACUGGAUAAAUAUUUUUUUAUUUGUAAAAAUAUUUAUUAACUGAUAUGGAUCAAAUAUGUGGUGUCAGUGUAUGUGAGAUAUUAUUUGAUAUUGUUUGGAAAAAAAACAUUAUAAGAACUGAAAAUAUAAAUAAAAAUGCUUUUUUUGUUGCUUUAAAGGGCUUUGUAAACCAUAUAAUCGAGGGUGAAAACAUAACAGCUGCAUAUACAAAUAGUCCCUUACCAGUGUUUAUUGGCAGUUUAACACCAGUUUUUUCCUUCCUUGUCUAUAGUGACAAAAUCACGUGGAGUGUUAGAAUGUGGUAUUAAGGUAUGGACUUUUUCAGCUUAACUUAUUAAGCAGUAAAGCUACAAAUACCAUGCUAUAUGGUUGUAAGUAAAGUUACGAUAGUAAAGGAAUUCUUUUUACAAGACAGUAUGUCAGAAUGUUUGUCCAAGUUGAUUUUUCAAGUAUAUUGUUAAUUUAGGUAAAAAUGCAUGAUUUUAAAUGAAUGUUAAGUAUAAAAAUGUAAAUAUUUUGAAUUUUACUAUUUUUAUAUCAAACUGCUAAACAUUUCAUUUUCACUGUUGGUAUGUUUAAAUGGGAUUGUUAAUCUAUUGUGUAACCCAUGUUUAAGUGCUAGAUAUAUAUUUUGUAUAAAUAAUUGAAUGGUGAACUUGGCUAAAGUAUUUAUAGAAUCUUUAUGCUGCUGAUUAGCCUGUGUGACCCAGUAUAUAGCCAGGCUAGCCUGCACAUCAUAGUACACUGUUGGUAGCUCAAGUUUUGUAUUUCGAUAUGAAAUCAUUUAAAGUGGAUUGGUCUACUACAGAUACAUUUUAAAUAUUUAUAAAAAAAAUAGAUUUAUGUGUUGUUAUGAUGCUGAUUGAGUGCUAAGUGGUUUAGUAUUUCCAUUUAUAUGAUAAUAAUGAUAAUUUGUUCUAUCAGUUAUUCUGCUAUAUAUGUAUAAAGAUAUAUACUAUCUGAUCAUGGAUCAAACACUAAAGUACCAACAACAUACAUGUUUUAUUCUUUUGUGGUUUGUUGACUAGUAUAAUACUAAAUACUAUCAAGAGAAUCAUUUUUGGUACAACAGACCUUCCAUUAUUGACCAAUUCACUUUAAACCUUGAAUGAAAUUUACCACAGUCUAAGCAAGGCAAAUUUGUUACACAAAUUCACUAGCGUUAAUGUUCAGUAAGCAAUUUUAUAUUAUGCCUUGUACUUUCUUUGUAUUGUUUAUGUUGUUAAAAUGUUUAUUUAUUUCAGGAUUUAUGAGAUCAUAUUAAUAUAUUUAUAAAAGAGACAUGUCAAUUUAUAAAAGAAAUAAAUUUUAAGUUUAA